GCCAAAUGUAAUUGAUCUUUCAAGUGACACCAAACUAUGUACCGAGAACGAAAGUAGUUUGUCAUCAAAGAUGGAGCUAAGACUAUUAUUUUAAACCUCUGCAAUGAUCUUUUGUUCAUUUUUAUUGAUAACAGUGUGUUGGAUCCCACAAAAACAUCUGUUUGAGAAGCAUGUUAUGGUGAGGGUGAUGCUUUAGGCAUGCAGUUUGCAAUUUUCCAACAAUCUAGACUCAUUCUUUACUAGAUAAACACUUGUAAAAAAUUUACAUAUUGCUGCAGUAUGAGAGGAAUAAAAAACUUCAGGAUGUGCUGGUAUACGAAAUAAUCAACUUCAGAGCGUAUAUUGACCUCACUGGUUGAUAUUUUAAAAUAAGAGUAACAAGAAAUUUUGAUAGUUUUUUCUCAUACAUCUCCUCUACUAGCAAGACUCUUUCCUAAUCAAAAAAAUUGCUAACAGAAAUUCACUGAGUGGACUUAAUAGACAAGUUCCUUAUUAAAAACAAGAGCUCAGUGUAAUUGAAUUGGAGGCUAAACCUCUCACGGGAGGGUUCCUAAUCGCACCGUAGUCAUUGUUACCAUUACAGUAACACCUGAAUCUGAACCUGCUGAGAAAAGGUAGAGGAAAACAGGUGAUAGCUUAAAGCAUAAAGCAAAGGACUUGCUUGCUUGCAGUGACUUGCUUGUGAAAAUUCAUAUGAAUUGGACCUUGUAACAUGCACCCUUCCUUCCCAUCACUGCCCAAUAUCAGUACUGAAGUUAAAAUCUUUUAGAAGCCUUGAUAGAAGCAAAUACCAGUUAUUUCUCAUGGCACAGCAGUUUAACAUGUCGCAAGCAUUCAGGGCAGGUUUGAAAAAAGCAUGGAGGGCAAUAAUAAAUGCUAGCAUAUUGUGGACAUUAAGCACUACUUUAUCUGAGGACCUGCCAAUUCUGCCAUGUUUUAUACUCUUCUCUUUUUGGCAGAGAAGUGCAAGAACAUUAAGUGAGCCAAGCAGUAAGCUGACACACUGUUAGCUAGCUGAGGAAAAGAGAGGAAGAGCUAAAAAUAUGUCACCCAUAAGUUGAUAACAUGGCAAAAACUGGGUGGUAUAUUCUUGUCAUAAUUAUAUCUGGGUCAUAACCAUUAUGAGCAAUGCAAGAGUCAGAUUAGCAAUUUAAAUCUUUGACACACGAUAUACCUGGUUACAUCGUAAUUGUUAUUUUCAGCACUUAAAUGCUUAAUAUCUAAUAAGUCAUAAUGUAAUAGAAGGUAUUAUAUUUUUGGUCUUAUGACAUUUUCGCCUUCUAGACCAAGCCCAAUUUGUAAUAACUCAUAAUCUCAUAAGCCAUAAUUUCAUAAACGUUAUCACUACACUACACUACUACAAUGGUGUUCAAUGCUUGAUUGGUCAGAAGGUAUUGAUUGAUCAAAUCACAGGUUUAUAUUAAUGCUUUAAUUCUAAUAUGUUACUGUUUCUAUAGUAACGAAUUACACAGAGACUUGAAUGGAGGAUGCUCCACAUGAACAGAUGUGUAAUCUUUAAUACGGUGACGUUUUCUGUGAGGAGGCAUUUAUUUAGCAAUUGUCUCCAGAGCAAUUGCUUUGUACCAGUCAGAGGUAACUUUCAAGUUCUGCAACAUCUUCAAGACAGAAGAGUUUUCACUUACUGUUUUUUUUUGUCUUCAAGAGAGAGAGAAAAAAAGGGGCUGUUAUAUCUAUACCUGCUAUAAUGUAAGUGAGAACAGGAGUGUUUCGUGGAUGUUCUACAAUGUUACAACACUGUUGUGGUAUGAGAGGAAUACAGCACUGCUGUUCUAGGAAAAGAAUCAACUUUCAGGUGGCAACAGUUACCACUCCAUCACUGAUUAUUUUCCUAUAACAGCACAUCCAGUUGUGUUUUUACUUAUGUAAUUUGUUUUAAUGCAUUUCUAUAUAAAGACUUGCCCCAACUUUGACUCUAAGUAUCAACAUAAUAUCAUGUUUAGAAAUUUAUAAAGAUUUUCAAAAGCUGACUCAUGAUAAAAGUUCAGAAAUUACUUUGAGGGAAGGACUAAACGUUUGUAGCCUUCCUUUUUUUUCUCUUAUAAUGACUUCAGGUUAUAAAUAUUGUAAUUUAUUGCCUUGUUUUCCUCCCAAGAUUCUCUCUACAUGAGAAGCUUUUGUCCUCUUGACAAAUACAUCUCAAAUUCAAUUUACUGCUACCAUGCAUCUCCAUAUUUCUGGUACAUUUACCAUAAAUCCAGCUCUGCUCAAAUUCCUUGCAUCUAUGCCAGUGAGAGAUGCUUACCUCAUUUGUUUUGGCUGCAGGUACUUUGCACUGUGUUAACUUCCCAUUUGCAAGCACUGUGUGCUUUCAAGCACAGCACUUGACUAAUGACUCCAGAUCACUGCCAUUAUAGUGUAUUAGCCUGAUUACUCAGGUCUAACCAGUGACAGAUUAAAUAAAAUCCCAUAGCUUGCUCAGAGGACACUACUGAUCUGUAACUCACCACCUGCCUGUUUCCCUCCUCAUCAUCUUGUAAUGUUGGAGUACAUCUUCAUGAUGAUGUGUGUGGUUUGUAACCGUGUAGCUCCUGCAUCAAAUAAAAAAAAAAAAUACAAAUAAAACUUGACCUUUUGGGUUGGAGGUGUUCUAGUAGCAAUACAAUAAAGCUAUAAUAUGAUGUCAAAUAACAUACCAUGCUGAUUAGUCUAUUCUUGCUGACUGAAAGCAGGGAUAAUAAUUAAAUCUAAAUCAAGUUGGUUGUUAGUUGUUACCAGCAUUACCAGUUACAAAAAUUCUAAACAUAUGGCAUCAUAAUUAUUUGAAAUAAAUAAAUAAAUAAAGUAUGUGAAAAAUCUAUCCCCAAAUUAAAAAUCCUCAAAAAAUAAACAAUAUCCUUACAUAAAUUUUGUUGAUUUUUAUGGCAAUACAUAAAACAAGGGUUCCAAGCACUUUGUGAUUGGCCCCCUGAAUAUGCAAUGUUCAAACUGUACUGAAAUUCUCUGCAGUUUCCCAUCAGGGGGCAGUGUGUGAUCACAAAUUAAUGUCAUUAACAUGCUCUAGGCUGUCUUAAAAUUAGAGUCGGGUCUUUAAGUGCCUGUUGUCUUCUGUUUAUGAAAUUAAUGCAAAGCUGGUUAUUCUUAAUCAAAGUCUGUUACAGGUUUUAUUAGGUGUUAUACUAUUUGAAGCUAUAAGCUAUGUGAUUAAAGAAUGGGCCAAAUAGAGGUGUGCUUUGUGACUGGGAUCCCACAGGACCCAACACUUGAGCAGUAGGUCUGAUAUGAAACUUUGGGCCCUGUUUUUUAACAUUGGAGCUUAUUGGAUAUAGCAGGUUGCUUGCACUUUUUUGCUAAGUUAAUUCGUCCAUCUUUACUAAAUGCUUUAUCCUGAUCAGGGACUUUUUAGUUUAAAUUACUAACUUAAAUUUAUACUGUAUUUGGGAAACGGAAUCAAUAAAUAAAACUUUGAGGGUGAGUCUAUGUAAAAAUAACCACAGGGGCAGGCAGGAUUGAUCAGAAUUCCUUCAAGAGCAGAUUGGAGUGGGAUUUUUAAAAAAGGUCCCUGCAGGAUUAAAAUUCCUUUCCCUCUAUGAACUACACUGACAUAAGAACUUAAUAAGAAGGCCUUUGCUUGACUAAAUGUGGACACACCACAUGCCCUCUGCAGUUCUUCAGCUCAGUCCAGAAGAUGACAGUCCUACUGAAAACAGUUAAGAUAAGAAUCAGGAAACUCUAGGGUAGCUUAUUUUUUAAUGCAGUAAACACAAUGUUGGCACCUCUAAGGACCCUCGUUCAUAAUUUUCAUCCUGAAAGUAAGUUUCUUUACGCAUACACACACAACAGUGUCUAUAGUCUUUUACAGACAGCACUUGAAACACCUAUUUGAAACAUUUGUGACACCAUUGACCCGAAAUAUUGCUUUGAUCAAAUAUUGCUUUAUCAAAGUUGCCAAAUUAUACUGUAUAUAUGACUUCAGCAAACAAGCAUGUAUUUUGUAUUUUCAUACUGUCUUGAAAUGUUGGGUUUGGGUUGCUAAGAGGCAAAGUGAACCCCAGGGUAAGCUUGUGUCAAUGGUACUGGAACUACCAAUCUAGAGUCAGCCCUAAUAACAUAGUUUUAGUCUAAUGGACUGAUUUAGAUGAGUCAGCAAGAUUUCCACAGAACACCUGAUAAUAAAUAAUAAUAAUACGUUUAUUUUAUAUAGCACCUUUCUGCAAACUCAAGGUCACUUUACAAUAUGAAAAUAGAUAAACAUGACAGCAGACAAAGAACAAAAGGAAAUAAACAAGAAAUCCAUGGCAUGAGUCAGAUCAUACAGUCAGAGAUCAGAAAAACAAGAAAGAAAAAGAUGUGUUUUAAGGUGGGUUUUGAAAUCCUGUAAUGAAGAAAGAUCACGUAUGUUUUUGGGAAGAGAAUUCCCAAACAGUAGACCAGUAUCUGAAGAGCGUAAUGUGCGAACUGGGGAGUAAGUAUGAAUGAGAUCAGAAAUGUAUGGGGGGGCGAGACCAUGAAGUGCUUUGAAGGUGAUGAGGAGAACCUUGUAUUGAAUACGAAAACGAACAGGUAGCCAGUGAAGUCUGUGUAGGAUGGGAAUAAUAUGAGAGGAUUUCUUAGAAAAAGUGAGAACCCUAGCUGCAGAGUUCUGGAUAUAUUGGAGCUUAUUUAAUGUUGUGUUUGGUAGACCAUAGAAAAGAGAAUUACAGUAGUCGAGUCGAGAAGUGAUGAAGGCAUGAACCAGUGUCUCAGCGUCAUUGAUAUUUAAGAAGGGACCUAAACGAGCAAUAUUAGGGAGGUGAAAGAAGGCAGAUUUGCCUUCUUUCUUGUGAGUGAAGAAACGUGAGGAAGGAAGGAGAGAGAGGAGUCAAAGAUUAUACCCAGGUUUUUAAAGGUGGUGGAGGGUCGAACCAAAAUCCCAGCAAUGUUAAUAUUAUCAGCAUAGAAAGGAGUAACAUCUUUUGGUGAACCGACAAGUAGUAGAUCUGUUUUGUCAGUGUUGAGUUUGAGAAAGUUACUGGUCAUCCAAGCAUUUAUAUCAUUAAUACAAGCUGUUAUGGAGUUGGUGGGAAAAGGAGAGCUGUGUUGAGAACUGAUAUAGAGCUGGGUGUCGUCUGCAUAGCAAUGGAAGUUAAAGCCGUGAUGACGAUUAAUGUAACCUAAAUGUAACCUGAUGUCUGACUGAGCAAAAAAGCUCACACUAUGUAAUUUUUCACAGCAGAAAGAGAUGAUUUUGGUGAUAUUAAAAGAGUUUUGGAUGACUGGAAUAUUUAUGAGUAUCUCUUCCACUUGUAUCUUGCAAGAGAAUGUGUUCCAAGCAAGACUGUUAAAAAGUGUGAAAGAGAAUUUUGAGACUUACAACACUUACAUGUUAUAUUUGUUUACACAAAUUAAGUCCAUUUAAUACAGAACAUACAGUAGUUAUUGUAUGUAAUGUUUCCAAAUGUCACACUCUUUCUACACAAACAAUACAAUAAUAAAAGUCGAGUCUUUAUUUUACUCAUUUUACUCACUUAUGCAUUUGUCCUACUGUACUCCUGAUUCAGGGAACUAUUGAGCCAAAACAUGCAUGUUAGUUCAGUAAAUGCAUAAAAAUGCGCCAUGCAUUGAGGCAAAUUUGGAUUCUGUUUUUGUAUAGCCACCAUAAACAUACACUUACUCUGUUCUCCACACUAUGGAUCAAAGCAGAAUGCACACCAUUAGUAGGCAGAGAGAGGACCAAACACGCUGCAGUGUUGAUCCCCCUAAAGCCACUGGAGUUUUCCAGCUGUACAGCUACACAAGAGCACACACACACACACACGUUGUUCUGGGAUCUGUGUGUAUGCUCAUUCACUACAAAUCCAGCCUGCAGCCUGUGGCCAGCUUUUCUUUCUCCUUGAAGGUCAGAAACUCUUGCGUAGAACCAACACACAGAUUCUGUAACCUCAAGCAGGAUAAUAAGUGAACAUGGAGGUCACACAUACAGUAAAGUACUGUGGGUUUUCUACCCACUCCUACACUGAAAGGAAUCUUUCUUGUGAAAUUACUCUCUUGAAACCAAUUCUCUAUCCACACAUACCUGUAUUUUUCUCCAUUAGGGACCUAUUAUCAUGGUUUAGGCAUCCAUUUUCCUUUUUUUCCCCACCAACUCUUAUCCUGUCAUUCUACAAUUGUUAGUUCCAGCCACUGUAAGUUAGUUACUGUUAUCACUUAUGUCAUAGCAGCUAUACACAGACGUUCACUCACCUUUUUUUUUUUUGUGGAACCUGUGUCCACAACCAUACACCUUGGUACCUCAGAGGAAGUAGGAAGAAAAUCAUACCCACAACGGACUUCCAUAUGCUUUUUUUUGAAGAUCACCAUGAACAACAAGAGCAAAUGGUGCAUUUGGCAAUGUUUACGUCUUGUUCAGUUGCUCUUGAUAUCAAAAUAUAUUUAUUUAUUCCAGACACUGACUAGAUGGCAGCUGAUAAACGAAGCAAGGGAGAGAUAGACACCUGGAGGAGGACACCUGGGAACGAGUGAGGAGUGCAACAUGACUUUGGUCUACUCCCUUCACACUCAAUGACAUCUUACUUUAUUUUUCACUCAGAGGCAUGACUUUUUCUUUCCUGGCAGGAGGUUGAAGAAGACCAAAAAAAUUUAUUUUUAUGGACAAACAUUCUGACCAGGUAAAACUAAUAUUAGAUACAGUGCUUCAACCUACAGUAGUAUUGACUGGCUUGCUCUGACAGCAGUAGUUGUUGUUUAUGUCGUGAUUCAUGUGUUAAAAACUAAUACUCUUUGUUGCUUCAGGCGGGAAUAUGUUAAUAUAUUAUUUCAAAGCUCAAGUACAAAAUGUGUUGUUUGUGGCUGCACUUACAACCAGGCGAAACUUAAUUUUGGCUUAAAGAAGAGUGCUACAUACACAGACCUAAAGUUAAGGCAGACUCCUCCUAGUGCUGUAGCUAUAAAAGACUAGUAGAGCUCAGAUAAUGCUACUACUACUAGCCUAAUACCAAUACUAGUAAUAAUAAUAUUAUUAAUAAUAAUAAUUAUCAAUAUCAUCUUUUUUUAUCCUUAAUUUACUGACCUUCCACAGUAUUGCAGCUGCGUGACUACAAGAGCGUCCUGGACCUGCGAUACAUGAGCACCCUGCAGUCUGUAUGACACCUGAUGUUGCCACUAAAACCCAAGCUUUAUGGUGUAAAACUUUCAGGCUUUGACUUGGCUCUACGUCAGCUUUUAAGUACCCAAAAUCAUUUCCCACAUCCUUAAGUAACACAUGACUGUGAAGAUACUGGUAAGCCUUCGCGCUUUUCAAAUUGCUCAUCACAAGCAACUGAAUCAACAAAAUAGUUAAAUGUGCUACUGUAAGUUAUCCGCGGCCACUUUUAUAAAUUGUCCUCCCAUUCCUCUAUUAAGAAAGGGACGGGUAUGUUGAUGUUGUCCUUUAUAGGCUCUGUCAGAGUGUGAUUCUACAUCUAGCUACGUAUGAUUCCACAUCUUGCAUCUUGAGCCUUCUUGAAUGAAUGAAUGAUUAGCGACACCGCUGUGAUAGGUUUGUUUACGUCUGAACGGAAAUUACUCCCAUAAUUUGCGCAAAGCAUAAUGAGGCGUAGGAAACAGGUGGAUAUAGGAAAGAAAACAGUGGCCUUAGAGCCUUGUGGAACAUCAAACUUCACUUUUGUAUCGAUCAGUCACAUAAGACCUUAGCGAGGAAAGAUCCAUUCCCUUAACUCCAACAAAAUGUUUCAGCCUGUCUAGAAGAAUAUUGCUAGAUACAAUGCUGAUCAGAAGCCAGUAAUAGGUCAUUAAGGCCCCAUCCUUAGCAUUUCAGCUACUAUGCUGCUGUGAUUUAUAGCUUUAUGUUAAUGGUGGAUUAAAAUGCAAUUAUAGUGACCUCUGAGGGGAGAAGGUCUUUAAGGUUUGGGACAGACAGUUUGUGGGAUUUGUCAUUAAUCUUACAGAAAGAGAUUCAUGACUUAUUCACAGUGACCUUUGGUAACUCAUGGGCCAUAGGUAUGUGUGUGCAUAUGCAUAUAUUAUUUAUUUCGUCUGUUUCAACAACAGAGUCUGCUGAUGUACAAUUGUGGAGAAGGAAACGAUCAAUUAGACACCUGAUCAUAAUGACGCAAAAUGGAGAACAGUGUUUAUUUGUAACUUUAUUUGUAAUUAUGUUCUGUGCUUCCCAAUCUAUUCCACAAACAUUACUUCAAAACUAAAAAUAUUAUCCAGGUCCUGGGGAAAUAAAAUGUUCAUGAGGAAUAAGAUGGACAAAAGUCAAGUCAAGCAGACUGGGCUUAAGCACACUCCAUCCAAAUUUUUGCAUCAGACAAUACCACAGACAAUUGGCAUAAAUCAAUCAAUAGAACAGCUGUUUGCUAGGAACUACCAAGUAUCCACCAUCCAUCUGCUUUCACAGGUACAUUACACUGACACACACAUAUACACCCAAUCACACCACGAAAAACAACACUCCCUCUCAGACCAACAAAACUCAGAAUGCAAUCAGCCCAACAAAACUCAGCACUCCCUCUAUCCCACCCUAUAUUCCAGCAGAAUAGGACGUGACAAUCUGAGGCUAAUUAUACAAUUUGUCCAUAUUCUCUAGCAAUAACUUGCUACUAUUUCUGUUGUAAUCGUAGAUUGCUAGUAUUUGGGAAACAUGUAGCUGGAUAGCUUAUAUUGUUUUGUAAUUGUAAUGAACACCUACUUAAGGUAACAUCUGUGUUUCCAAAAAAGUUGAAAAGUUGAGUUCUUUUUUCAUUUCUCAUUAGACAUACCCAUUAGCACUAGUAAAGCUGUAAAUGAUUAGCAGGAUUUUUUUCUCCCAAUUUCUCCCCAAUUUGGUUACUUGCUUAUUUCCACCCACCAGUCAGCUUUCCCCUAUCAUACAACACUUACCAACUGGGGAGGGUGAGGGUUAACACAUACUUCCUCCAAGACAUGUGAAGCCAGUCACCGCAUCUUCUCAAACUGCUCAUGGUAAUUUGAUUGACAGGGAUGAGAGAAUAUGCCAUCCCUUCAACCCAGAUUUGCUCCCUUGGCUCCUGGCCACAGAUGGCAGUGGCUUAGGGCAAACGGUUUUCUGUUGCGCCACUUGAGAGCGAUUAGCAGGAUUAUUUACAAGUUGUCAGAGAUUGUAGCAUAAAGUAUAUUUUAUAGCAAAUAAAUAAAUAUAAAUUCAUGCAUCCACUCUGAAGAAUGUAGGAGAAUGUCAGCUUUCUAGCUAGCAAAGGUAUUGCUAUCUAAGUUUCCUUCGGGUAACAUCAGCACAUCAGCUAGCUUCUAGCAGUAGUAAUUUAUUUGUCUGCAAUAAUUUUAAAUGUUUGAAAUCUGAACUUUUUCCAGAAAGUGGUUCAAUGCCUGUUAAGUUUUUUUAAAAUUUUUUUUAAAAAAAACAUGACAGCUGUGAAAAGUUUUAAAGAAACAAAGCAGUGAAUCCCUUUGGUAAAUACACUCUUUUCAGUUCAUCUCUUGUUGCGCUGUUUAGAAGGAGGUACUGAGAACGCAAGGUCUCAUCUACCGCCGAUUAAAAUCCCAGCAGCCCCUGAGUCAAUCAGUGGAACAAGCACUAGAAACAGACUUACUUGUCUUAUUUUUGUUAUAUGAUAUUUUUAUAUUUGUUAAAUAAUAAUGAGAAAUAUUAGAUAACUUUUACUUUAUUCGAGAUAUCUUCACUUGCUACGAUUUCUUGCAGUGAGAUUUCAUCAUCUAGACUCUUCUAUGAGUGAAAAGGACAUAUUUGUCUUUGGCCCUCUGGAUGCCUGUAAACACAUGCAAAUUAUUAUACUUUCCCGUAUGCUGCCAUUGCACUGACACAUCCGUGUGUAAGUAGACUCACCUUUCCCUGUAACCACAUGUUAACCACACGUAAAAGAAGACUUACAGGCUCCUGUAACCACAUGCAAAAUAUAUACUUUUUCACAGACAUUGCCAUCCUACUGAUAUGUCACUUGUUAUUGAACUCCUGUAUACUGACAUUCGAGGAUCACAAAGAAACACAUGAAGAAAAAAAACACUGGAGAAGACAGAAACAAAAAAUACUCAGUGUGCACAAUUUGGCUAAUAAAAAUACACACACAGGAAACGACCAGGUGUGUGGUUUUUGUUCUCUACACUGUCUUUUAGCUACCCAAUACCCGAUCAUGGGCUUCCGCUAAGAGAGUGAAGAGACAUGAAAACAUUCUAAGGCACAAGUUAAUGAUCAAAAUAGGCAAAUUCUAAAACAGACUGACCAUAGAAACUCAUGCAAAGAGCCCCAACCCUGAAACUGUGCUCUGUUGUGUAUUUCAGAUGACGUCACUCUCUAGGUUUGCAUAUGACAGAGACAGGAGGGGUGAAGAGGACAGACUAGUGAGAGGACAGACAAGUGAGAGGACACUGAGGUACAACAACAUACAGGGAAGAGAAAUACAUACAAAAAACUGUGAGCAUCCAGAAAUGGGUCAUAACUGGGUUUCUGUCAUCAUCGUUUUCUCAGUUGUUUAUAGUGCAGAGGCAUUAAUUCCUCAUCGCUAUCACUUUGUGAAUGAGAGUAAAAACUGGAGUGAAGCUCAGAUUUACUGCAGAGAGAAAUACACUGAUCUCGCCACCAUCAACAACAUGGAAGAGAUGAAGAAGCUGAAUCACACACUGAAGACGGAAACUGCAGAGCGAGCUUGGAUCGGUCUACAGAGAGAGGGCACUGGGGAAUGGCAGUGGUCUCUGGCAGACCAAACUUUCUACAGAGACGGAGACACUUACAGAAACUGGAGGAGUGGAGAACCAAACAAUUGCAAGAAAAAUGAGUUCUGUGUUCAACUCAUUAUGAACUAUGGCUCGUGGAAUGAUGAGCAGUGCAAUGAGAAAAGACCUUUUGUGUGUUAUGAAGAUAAGCUGAUCCUGAUUAAGGAGAAUCUGACCUGGAAAGAAGCUCUGAGAUACUGCAGGAACCAUCAUUAUGACCUGGUCUCAGUGCGCACUGAGGAGAUGCAGCUCUGGGUGAAGGAAGUGGCUCGAAAUGCCUCCACUGAACACGUGUGGCUCGGCCUGCGUCACACCUGCGCUCUGGGCUUCUGGUACUGGGUGACUGGAGAGAUGAUCUGCUACCAGGACUGGGCUCCGGGGAAUGGGACAGGGUUCGAAGACUGCAGCAAUGAGGAGAGAACCGGAGCAGUGCAGUCUGGAGGAGAGCAGCAGUGGAUCAGCCUGCCUCAGAGCUACACACUCAACUUCAUCUGCUCUACCUAUGAAGGCUGAAGACAAGCUGUGGUUCAUCUUCUGUAUCCAACAUUCACAUUACUCACAUUAUUCACAAUUAACAUUAGUAUCCCAUUUAUAUAUUUUCGACAUACUGUACAUUUUAAAUUUGUAAAUUUAAAUAUAAAUUUAAAAUGUCUUGUUCAUCCUGAUUAUUUAUCUUACUAUUCAAAUUAAAUUAUUUGGAUGUCCUCAGAAUUAUUUACCCCCCCUCCCCCCGUUCCUCAACACAAAUUUUCUCUGCCAAAUUAGAUGGAGAAUGCUGGUAGGCGGCAAUUUUCAUGCCAUGCCACAGAUUUUCACAGGGGUUUGACUCAGGGCCAUUUCAGAACACAAACCUUCUUUUUUUCAAACCAUUGCUUUGUAGUUUUUGGACCAUCGUUCUCUUGGGACAUAAAUUUUUGCACUAGACACAGAUUUAUGGUUGACUGGAACAGAUUUCACUCAGGAAUUUGCUUGCAUUUGGCUUCAUCCAUGUUGCCCUUGAUGGCAACAAGAUUUCCAGGUUCCUCUUGCUGAAAAGCAACUCCAGAGCAGGAUGCUACCACCACCACCACUACCACCACUCUUGAUGGUGUUACCUCGGUGUUGGACUGUAUUUGGUCUGCGCCAAACAUAACACUUUGGUUUUUAGACCAAAUGGCUCAAAACCUUUUUCCAAAAGUGCACUUUUAUGUGAUGUUAGCCUUUCUCAGAAGUGGCUUCCUUCUGGCCUCUCUCCCAUAGAGGCCAGGCCUCUGAAGAGCUGGUGAUCUUGUUGAUGUCUGUGCAGGUUCUCAUAUUUCAGCCAGUGAGCUCUAUAACUCCUCCAGUGUCAUAGCUGGACUCUUGGACACUUCUCUUGCAGUUGCCUUUGAGCUUGGUAGUGUCUGGGUUGUGCCAUAUUUUUUUUCCCCACUUUGUUAUAAUGGAUUUCACAGUGCUCCUUGUAUGGUUCAAAGCUUUGUUGAUCUUUUUAUAACCUUCUCCAGCGUUUUUUUUUCUCCUGUUUGCCAUUUCAGCCAUGAGACCACCCAAAUUCAGUGAUAUUUUUCAUGCCAGCAUACAAUUGGACACAGGUGGAUUUGAAAUGAACACAGGUGCACGUUGUUUAACAUAUUUAGUAUGAGUGCUCAAGUAAAUUAAUUACCUCUCUU
This is a messenger RNA of Pangasianodon hypophthalmus (striped catfish), 12293 nucleotides long. RefSeq names its product macrophage mannose receptor 1. The transcript has 5 exons. Bases 10213 to 11157 code for a protein of 314 amino acids. Lineage: Eukaryota; Metazoa; Chordata; Actinopteri; Siluriformes; Pangasiidae. The record is from RefSeq and is a predicted model, not a curated record.